AUGCCGGAACACAGUCCAGCGCCGACUCCGCAUAGAGCCAUCUACGGAUUCGCAUUUUACAUGCUGUUCAGCGUGCUCUUCUUUGUGUAUGUGGCGUGGGCCUAUCUGCCCGUGGAGCUGGGCCUGCAUUCCUAUUUACCGGACAAGUAUUUCGCUGUGUUUGUCCCGGUGCUGAUUCUGGUGGGUGUCUCCUUUGCUGUUAUCAUCUAUCCGGCCAUCAAUCUAUCGAUGACACCGAAUAUUGAUUCCGUUGCCUCAGUCGUGGAUCUCAAACUGGCACUGCCUAAGGGCUCCCAGUUCACAUCCUGGUCCCAGCUGCAAUGUAAACAAUAUGAAACUUCGCCACCACAGAAUACAUCAGCUCCUACUCAUCCAUGUAGUAUAUGCCACAUGGAGCACCAGGCAAAGAGUCGUGCGCCCAUUCCUCCACUACGAUUUCUAGACUUACAAGAAGUAAACUCCACAUAUUACAACUAACAAA
Molecule: messenger RNA, 481 nt
Organism: Drosophila grimshawi
Lineage: Eukaryota; Metazoa; Arthropoda; Insecta; Diptera; Drosophilidae
Gene: PIG-P
Product: phosphatidylinositol N-acetylglucosaminyltransferase subunit P
Exons: 1
Coding region: 1-477 (158 amino acids)
Source: RefSeq, a predicted model, not a curated record